AAUUUGGAUCUUCAUCAAAACAAGCAUCAAAGACUAGAGAAAAUGGGGAGCAGUGGGGAGGGGAACAUACUGCAGCGGAAACUAUCCCGUCUGGGGAGCAGGAAGUCACAGAAGGAACCUUCAAAAGCUAGAGUACCGAGCCCAAAACCUCCUGAACUCAGCAAUAAGCCUUCCAAAUUGCCCCCUAAACCCCCAGAGCUCCCUCCUAAACCCCCCAAAUUACCUCCCAAACCCCCACAAUUGCCUCCCAAACCAUCAAAAUUUGAGUCAAAAGCCGCAGAAUUUCCUCAACACCAAAAUAACCUCAAGACUAUCCCUCCUGACCUUGCCCUCAACCCCCCUGACCUCACAAAUGAUUCCCUUGAAAUCACCCCCGUCCCCUCCGAACCUACCCCCGACCCCCCGGAACCUAUUCCUGUCCCCCCUGAACUCACUCCAGAUUCCCCUGAACUUGUGUCUAAGCCCAGCUCCAGGGUGUUCAACUGCAGUGAGCAUGGAGCCGCCAUCCUGCAGGGCUUUGAACACUUCCGUUCUGACAAGGCUCUGUGUGAUGUCACUCUGGUGUCGGGUGACAGCGGCGAGACUUUCCCAGUACACAGAGUUAUCAUGGCUUCAGCCAGCGACUACUUCAGAGACAUGUUCACAGGUGGCAUGAACGAUCAGGGGGUGAUUAAGCUGGAGGGGGUGAGUGGGCGUGGCCUGAGGAGGGUCAUCGAGUUCAUUUACACGGGCGGAGUCACCCUGGCCGUGGACUGCCUGCAGGAGACUCUGGAGGCGGCAACGUUCCUGAAGGUGUCACCCAUCCUGCGCUUCUGCAAUGACCUGCUGAGCAGCGAGAUCACCAUAGACAACUGCGUGGAGGUGGAACUCGUUGCCAUUGACCUUGGUCUGGAGGAGGUGCUGGUGCAGGUCGGAGAGUUCGUCCAGCGGAACUUCUCGGCGCUGAUGCGGAGCGGGAGGUACCUGCAGCUGUCGGAGUCGUGCGUGUGCCGCGCCCUGGCCAGCGACGGCCUGCGCGGGCUCACGGAGGCGGAGCUGUACCGGGCGGCGCGGGGCUGGCUGGAGCACGACCCCGCCUCCCGCCGCGGGAGCAGCCACGCCCUCAUGAGCUGCGUCCGCUUCCCGCUCAUGAGCCCCACCGAGCUGCUGCGCAUCUCCCAGGGCGGCGGCGACGACGGCGGCGGCGCGCUCCGGGAUGACCCCGCCUGCGUCCACCUCCUGCUGGAGGCCAGCACCUACCAGAUGCUGCCCUUCCUGCAGCCGGCCCUGCAGAGCCCUCGCACCCGCAUCCGCUCCGACUCCGCCCACCUGCUGGCGCUGGGCGGGGUCGUGCGGCAGCAGCUGCUGGUCAGCCGGGAGCUGCGUCUCUACGACGACGGCAGCGGCGGGGGGGCGGCGGCCGCCUGGAGGCCGCUGCAGCCCAUGGAGGCGCCGCGGUACCAGCACGGCGCCGCCCUCAUCGGGGGCUUCCUCUACGUGGUGGGCGGGCAGAGCGAGUAUGACACCAAGGGCAAGACGGCAGUGGACAGCGUGCACCGCUACGACCCACGCUUCGACCGCUGGCUGCAGGUGGCCUCGCUCAACGAGAAGCGUACCUUCUUCCACCUCAGCGCCCUGCGGGGCCGUCUGUACGCCGCCGGGGGCAGGAACUCCAGCGGGGAGAUCGACUCAGUGGAGUGCUAUGACCUCAGUAAGAAUGAGUGGACAUUCGUGUCUCCGAUGGCCGAGCCACGCUACGGUCACGCCGGAACGGCUCACGGGGAACUCAUGUAUAUCUCUGGCGGCAUCACGCGGGACGUCUUCCAGAAGGAGCUCCUAGUCUACGACCCCGAGACAGACGGGUGGAGCCGCCUGCCGGACAUGGCCACGCCCCGCGGUCUGCACUGCAUGUGCACCGUCGGGGACCGCCUCUAUGUCAUGGGCGGGAACCACUUUUGCGGCGCCAACGAGUACGACGACGUGCUGAGCUGCGAGUUCUACAGCCCCGCCACGGAGCAGUGGACCGCCGUGGCCCCCAUGGGGCGGGGCCAGAGCGACGUGGGCGUGGCCGUGUUCCGGGGACAGGUGUACGUGGUGGGGGGUUACUCCUGGAGCAGCCGCUGCAUGCUGGACCUGGUGCAGCGCUACGACCCCGAGCUCGACCGGUGGGAGGAGGUGUUUAAGCUUCUGGAACCAACGGGGGGAAUCCGGGCCUGCGCCAUGACCGUCCAUCUUCCAGAGGAGUCUGUGGAGGGCCACACCCAGGAGUUCCCACUUUCCACCCCCUGAGGAGAGCACACACCUUACACCGCCUUCCCACUGCACAUCUUGAACCAGGCUGGUUCACUGUACCCCUUUCCCACUGUACACCUGGGCCCAGAAUGGCUCAGUAUACCCCUUUUCCACUGUAAAUCUGGAACCAGACUGGCUCACUAUACUCCUUUCCCACUGUACAGCUGGAACUAUGCUGGCUCAUUAUACCC
Molecule: messenger RNA, 2462 nt
Organism: Megalops cyprinoides (Indo-Pacific tarpon)
Lineage: Eukaryota; Metazoa; Chordata; Actinopteri; Elopiformes; Megalopidae
Product: kelch-like protein 9
Exons: 7
Coding region: 43-2268 (741 amino acids)
Biological process (GO): regulation of cytokinesis; protein ubiquitination
Cellular component (GO): Cul3-RING ubiquitin ligase complex
Molecular function (GO): ubiquitin-protein transferase activity; cullin family protein binding
Source: RefSeq, a predicted model, not a curated record